This is a messenger RNA of Triplophysa rosa, 2816 nucleotides long. It is a transcript of the gene chmp2ba, whose product is annotated as charged multivesicular body protein 2Ba. Gene Ontology annotation, biological process: endosome transport via multivesicular body sorting pathway; late endosome to vacuole transport; protein transport. The transcript is spliced from 6 exons. NCBI's taxonomy places the organism in Eukaryota, Metazoa, Chordata, Actinopteri, Cypriniformes, Nemacheilidae. The coding region runs from base 180 to 830 and encodes 216 amino acids. The record is from RefSeq and is a predicted model, not a curated record. Gene Ontology annotation, cellular component: ESCRT III complex; multivesicular body.
UGACGUCACAGCCUGCGUGACUCAAUGGGAUCAUGUGCUGAAAAGUCAGUUGUGCUUACAAACAAGGAAAUCUCAACCUUUGAGUAGAUCGAUAGUGUGUUGUUUCUCCGGCAGUUAGAUAGUGUUUAGAUCAGCUAGUUUUAUAUUAGACAGUAAAAGAAAAUCAAAACUAAGUCAUUAUGGCAUCUCUGUUUAAAAAGAAGACCGCCGAUGAUAUCAUUAAGGAGCAGACCAAAGAGCUGAGAGGCACCCAGAGACAAAUCUCCAGAGACAGAGCUGCCCUGGAGAGACAGGAGAGGCAAAUGGAAAUGGAAAUCAAGAAAAUGGCCAAGACUGGAAACAGAGAAGCCUGUAAAAUUUUAGCCAAGCAACUUGUACAGCUCAGAAAACAGAAGAAUCGAACCUAUGCUGUAAGCUCUAAGGUGACCUCCAUGUCCACACAGACCAAGGUCAUGAACUCUCAGAUGAAGAUGGCUGGAGCCAUGUCUACUACAGCAAAGACUAUGCAGGAUGUCAAUAAAAGAAUGGAUCCCAAGAAGACGCUACAAACCAUGCAGGACUUUCAGAAGGAAAACAUAAAAAUGGGAAUGACAGAGGACAUGAUUAAUGACACGCUAGAUGAGAUUUUUGAUGAAUCUGGCGAUGAAGAAGAAUGCCAGGACAUCGUAAACCAAGUGCUCGAUGAAAUCGGCAUUGAGAUCUCAGGAAAAAUGGUAAGAGCCCCCACAGCAGGAAAAUGUCUUCCCGGUGCUUCCCCGGCAAAGUCUAAAGCUGCCACCAUCUCAGACGCAGAGAUCGAGAGACAGCUGAAGGCUUUGGGCGUGGAUUAAACUCUUUAUGCUCCACACCUGUUCACCCACUGUCACCAAAGGACUGAGUUUAUACAGUGGGAACAGGGAAUUUGUAGGGAUGGCCGAGUAAUAAAUAAAGGAAGAAAUGUCAUUAGGCAUCUGGUCCUGAAGAAACAUGCUGUUAUUGUAGGAAUGUAAAGACUGGUGCAUUGAUAAAAUGGUCUGUUAUAACAACACAAUCUCAUGGCGGUCAUUACUAUUUUAAAUCUUGCUCAAUUGGUGGGUAAUUUGUAUGAAUUUUUACAAUCUUAUUCAUACGUUUUCAUGCAAUGUGCUUUGGCCCAGUGAUGGCUGUGUUUUGUAUGAUUCACAAAUAACAAAUUCAAAAUCUUUAUAAAAACGUAUGUUUUGAAAUACUAUUUAAGAACUCUGAUUUCUUGGCAUGUAAAAACACUGCACAUAUUGUAGGCUUUUAGAAGUUUGGCGCUGAAAUUAUGCAGUUCACCUUUAAGGGUGCUAUAUGUCACAGUUGUGGCAAUGACUUCUUCCUUCAAUCCUUUAAAUGUGUGCUUCUUAACCUUUCCCCCAGCAUUACAAAUGUGUGUUUUCCUCAUCUCAUUAGAAUACAGUAGAUGACAUCUGAACUGUCUGAUAAGCAAAAUGUGCAGUGCCAAGAUAGGAUUGUAAAGCCCUAAUUUACAUGUACAUAGCUGAACAUUGGAAGGUUUUGAAACUGCAUGGGUCCCCAUGUGUUAUAGGGCUCAUCAUCUCAAAUAUGUUUUAACUCAUAAGAUGCUCAUAAUGCUUUGUCUCUUUAUGUAUGACUUUAGGAAGUAAGUUAAGGAAACUGCUUUCAGUCACGGUGAGAUUUAGUAAACAUUUACUCUCAAUUACUUACUAGAAAAUAUCUUGCAUGAGAUUCUUUGUUGAGAUGAUAAUAAUGAUGUUACAGUACCAGGUGGGUGAACUUGAAUCAUAUGUAUGCAUUUGACAUACACUUUUAUCUUGUGUGACUUACAGUGUAUUUUACUGUAGUUAUACAGUAAGUUGUUUUAAUACGAUGUGUGUUCCCUGGCGAUCUAACUUACACCUUAGAGCUCAGCUGUUAACGUUCUACCAACUGAGCUGAAACACUCUUUAUAUGCACCUUGUUCAGGUGUUGCAGAGAGAUUAUCAAUCAUAUUGUAAAUUCUGUUUGAUUAUGGGAUAUGUUUACGAAUAUCAUUGAUUCAUACACACAGUACAGUAAACAGAACAUUGUCCCAGGCCCUGAACUGAGAAGGACCCAUUAAGAUCUUCUUUGAAGUGCACACUCUUAAAAAAAAUAAAGGUGCUUAUAAGGCUCUUCACAGCGAUGCCAUAGAAGAACCAUUUUUGAUUCCACAAAGAACCAUUCAGUCAUCUCUUUCUUACUCUUAUAAUCGGAAUAACUGUUUUCGCCACAAAGAACCUUUUGUGAAACAGAAAGAUUAUUCAGAUGUUAAAGGUUCUUAAUGGAACGAAAAUGUUCUUUUUAUGGAAUCGUAGAACCUUUUGAAGCACCGUUUUUUAAGAGUGUAGUUUUAAAAAAUGAGGGGUUGAAUGGAAUUUGUUCUACAUUUAUACAUGUCUUUCAUUCAUUUUGAAUUGAUAGAUUGUUCUUAUGACUUGAAUAGUACGUUAUAUUGAAACAAAUCAGGGCCGACAGUGGGGGCCACCAUCACAAUGUUGUACAGGGCUUGUAAAUUUAAACAAUGCAGGACCCUAUACAGUGUAUACCAUAAUAAAUGUUACAAUUGUUUUCAAAACCACAACUUCAUUGUCAUAUUGUGGUCAUGAAAGAUGAGUAAUACAGUAUCAAUGAAAGCAGUUUCUUUGACGUAACUUCUGUUUAUUUGCUGUCGUGAAAUAACUUUUACAUCUGGCAAUGUUUUAUUAUGACCAAUUUAAUGUUUAAAUUAAUGUACAGUACAUUUUUAUGUUUUGAUUUGUUUGUUUUUUAUCUAAUUAAUAAAAUACCUCCUUUUUCUGCAAUUAAAUAUGUGU